This is a messenger RNA of Medicago truncatula (barrel medic), 1672 nucleotides long. Its product is annotated as UDP-xylose transporter 3. The record is from RefSeq and is a predicted model, not a curated record. Bases 336 to 1373 code for a protein of 345 amino acids. The transcript has 8 exons. NCBI's taxonomy places the organism in Eukaryota, Viridiplantae, Streptophyta, Magnoliopsida, Fabales, Fabaceae.
CGUUGAUUUUAAUUAGCUUUCAUUUGUUUGGAACUAAAAUUACGCCUUUUAUUCUCUUAUUUUCUCUUUUCCUCUUUGCAAAAACUACAACAAACAAGAAUGCAGCGCAAUCCACCCAAUUCAUCUGCAUUUUUCAUUCACCUUGACAAACCUCAACCAUUGUCACCUAACUUUAAUUUUUGCUUUGUCUGGUUCUGUUUUCAUUAACUUUUUUCCCAUUUCAUUAACCAGCCUGCGUUUUCUCCCUAUAUAAUUUGUGAUUUGACCAUAAAAUUUCAUAGCUCAAAACACCCAAUUAGUUUCACUUUCUUUUUCUUGUAACAACAAAGAACAAGAUGGGUGAUGGAGAAAAAUUUCAAUUGGGAACUAUCGGUGCACUGAGUCUAUCUGUGGUGUCAUCUGUGUCGAUUGUGAUUUGUAACAAGGCGUUGAUGAGUACAUUGCAUUUCAUUUUCGCUACAACAUUGACAAGUUGGCAUCUUCUUGUUACAUUUUGUUCUCUUCAUGUGGCACUAAAAAUGAAAUUUUUCGAGCACAAGCCUUUUGAGCAGAAAGCAGUGAUGGGAUUUGGAAUUCUAAAUGGAAUCUCGAUUGGGUUGUUAAAUUUGAGUCUGGGUUUCAAUUCUGUUGGAUUCUAUCAGAUGACAAAGUUGGCAAUAAUUCCGUGUACUAUUCUACUGGAGAUUCUUUUUCUUGGAAAGAAAUUCAGUAGAAGAACCCAAUUUUCUCUUGUAAUCCUACUUUUGGGUGUUGGAAUUGCAACAAUCACUGAUUUACAACUCAAUGCGUUGGGCUCUUUCUUGUCUUUUCUGGCAGUGAUAACAACAUGUGUUGCUCAAAUUAUGACAAAUACCAUCCAGAAAAAGUUUAAGGUUUCUUCUACUCAACUUCUAUAUCAAUCAUGUCCAUAUCAGGCAGCAACCUUGUUGAUAAUCGGACCAUAUUUGGAUAAAAUUCUCACUGAUCUAAAUGUUUUUGCUUUCAAGUACACAACACAAGUGACGUUUGCCAUCGUUCUUUCAUGUCUUAUUUCUAUCUCGGUCAACUUUAGUACAUUUCUUGUAAUUGGAAAGACAUCUCCAGUUACCUACCAAGUCCUUGGACAUCUUAAGACAUGUCUUGUACUGGCUUUUGGUUACGUUAUUGUACGUGAUCCUUUUAGUUGGAGAAACAUACUAGGAAUUUUGGUAGCCAUGGUUGGGAUGCUUAUGUAUUCCCACUUUUGCAUUCUUGAGAAUCAACAAAAAUCAAUUGAAACUGCAGCACAAGCAUUACAGGCAAGAGAAGGGGAAUCUGAUCCCCUCAUUAACGUGGAAAAUGGAAGUACAAUAUUGAACAAGAGACCCCCUAUUUGGAAUAAGGAAAAAGACUAACUCUAUAAGAGUACAUUCAAUCUCCACUAAGAAUAGUAAAUCCUUAGUGGAAUUAUAUCCUAAGUUAAAAAGUUUGACAUACUCAAAAUUUAAAUACCAUGGUGAUUUGAUUCACUCGUUACAAUUAGUUUAGUGUUGUGUGCAUUAGUAGUCAACUAACAAUAUAUUAUUAGCGGAAAGAAGUUCAUGGUAUUAUUCAAGUUUGGGCCAACAAAUUUGGCUCGAUUUAACUUGUACUUGUAUAUUUUAAACAUCAUAUUUCAUAUGUAUAUAAAUGACAAAACUACAUCUUACAAUUA